Molecule: messenger RNA, 438 nt
Organism: Alternaria arborescens
Lineage: Eukaryota; Fungi; Ascomycota; Dothideomycetes; Pleosporales; Pleosporaceae
Exons: 4
Coding region: 1-438 (145 amino acids)
Source: RefSeq, a predicted model, not a curated record
AUGUCUUCCACCAUCGCCCGUUCGGCCUUCCGCGCCGCCCCGCGUGUCGUCCGCCCGACGCCCGCUUUCCGACGAUGGGCCAGCGCUGCCGCUGAGGGCGAGAGACAGGCCGGCAAGGAUGCCCUCAAGACAGGAGCAAAGCGCGACCCGGAGCUCUACGUGCUCUUUGCUAUCAUGAGCGGCGUUUUCGGUCUUGCAGGAUGGCACUUUUCCCGCUCUCCCACCAGCGCCUCGUCGGAACGAGCCGUCGCCAAGGCCUCAAACAGUGAGCCCUGGAAGCAGGAUGGCGGAGCAGGCCCCUACCAGUACCACCCUGGAGGUGACACCAGCGUCAAGAAGGAUGCGCCUUCUGCUCUUAACGUCGUUGUCAUCCCCAAUGUCACUCUCCCCAAGGAGCUCCACGACACAUACAACAAGUGGGGCAAGGAUGGCUACUAA